Molecule: messenger RNA, 1104 nt
Organism: Aspergillus tubingensis
Lineage: Eukaryota; Fungi; Ascomycota; Eurotiomycetes; Eurotiales; Aspergillaceae
Gene: trr1
Product: thioredoxin-disulfide reductase TRR1
Exons: 3
Coding region: 1-1104 (367 amino acids)
Biological process (GO): removal of superoxide radicals
Cellular component (GO): cytoplasm
Molecular function (GO): thioredoxin-disulfide reductase (NADPH) activity
Source: RefSeq, a predicted model, not a curated record
AUGGUGCACACCAACGUCGUUAUCAUCGGCUCCGGCCCCGCCGCCCACACUGCGGCCAUCUACCUCUCCCGCGCCGAACUCAAGCCCGUCCUCUAUGAGGGUAUGCUGGCUAACGGCACCGCCGCUGGCGGUCAGCUUACCACCACUACCGACAUCGAGAACUUCCCCGGUUUCCCGGACGGCAUUGGCGGUGGAGAGCUGAUGGAGAACAUGCGCAAGCAGUCCGUUCGCUUCGGUACGGAGGUUAUCACCGAGACCAUCACCAAGGUCGACUUCUCCCAGAGACCCUUCAAGCUGUGGACGGAAUGGAGUGACGGUCCCACCGACGAGCCCGCUCACACUGCUGACGCCGUCAUCAUCGCCACUGGCGCCAACGCUCGUCGCCUCAACCUCCCCGGUGAGGAGAAGUACUGGCAGAACGGCAUCAGUGCCUGCGCCGUCUGCGACGGUGCCGUGCCCAUCUUCCGCAACAAGCCCCUCUUCGUCAUCGGUGGUGGUGACUCCGCCGCCGAGGAGGCUAUGUUCCUGGCCAAGUACGGCAGCAGCGUCACUGUCCUCGUCCGUAAGGACAAGCUCCGUGCCAGCAAGGCCAUGGCCAACCGUCUUCUGUCCCACCCCAAGGUUACCGUCCGCUUCAACUCCGUCGCCACCCAGGUGCUCGGUGAGGAGAAGCCCAACGGCCUGAUGACCCACCUCAAGGUCAAGAACGUCGUCUCCGGCGAGGAGGAGGUUGUUGACGCCAACGGUCUCUUCUACGCUGUCGGUCACGACCCCGCCACCUCCCUGGUCAAGGGCCAGAUCAAGCUCGACGAGGACGGAUACAUCGUCACCCAGCCCGGUACCAGCUACACCAGCGUUGAGGGUGUCUUCGCUUGCGGUGACGUCCAGGACAAGCGCUACCGCCAGGCCAUCACCAGUGCCGGAUCCGGCUGCAUCGCCGCUCUCGAGGCCGAGAAGUACAUCGCCGAGCGCGAGUCCGGCGAGGAGCCCGCCACCUCUACCGAGAAGGCCGCCGUCAAGCCUGCCACCCAGGAGGUUAACGGUGAAGUCAAGCAGGACGGUCAGGGUGCCGCCGCCGAGUACAAGUCCAACCCUCUGCUUUAA